ACCAUAUGCAUGUUAUGGCAAUUUAGAUGACGAAUAUCGGCUGGGCUUAAGACGGACCUUCUUGGCUUCUAAAUUGCAGCAGCUUCACCCGUAGGGCUGCUCAGGACAGGACAAGGACUUGGUCUUUGCUUGAAUUUACAGCCAUGGCAGGGGUGCCAGCUCCAGCCAGUCAGCUCACCAAGGUGCUGGCUGGCUUGCGGCAUACUUUCGUCGUCGCAGAUGCCACGCUUCCGGACUGUCCGCUGGUCUACGCCAGCGAGGGGUUCUAUGCCAUGACUGGAUAUGGACCCGAUGAGGUGCUUGGUCACAACUGCCGCUUCCUCCAAGGCGAGGGCACGGACCCCAAGGAGGUCCAGAAGAUCAGGGACGCCAUCAAGAAGGGCGAGGCCUGCUCCGUGCGCCUGCUCAACUACCGCAAGGACGGCACGCCCUUUUGGAACCUGCUCACCGUCACGCCCAUCAAGACGCCCGACGGCCGGGUGUCCAAGUUCGUGGGCGUGCAGGUGGAUGUGACCAGCAAGACGGAGGGCAAGGCGCUGGCGGACAACAGCGGCGUGCCGCUGCUGGUCAAGUACGACCACCGCCUGCGCGACAACGUGGCGCGCACGAUUGUGGACGACGUGACCAUUGCGGUGGAGAAGGCGGAGGGCGUGGAGCCGGGGCAGGCCUCGGCGGUGGCGGCGGCCGCGCCGCUGGGCGCCAAGGGCCCCCGCGGCACGGCGCCCAAGUCGUUCCCGCGUGUGGCGCUGGAUCUGGCCACGACCGUGGAGCGCAUCCAGCAGAACUUCUGCAUCUCCGACCCCACCCUGCCCGACUGCCCCAUCGUGUUCGCCUCCGACGCCUUCCUGGAGCUGACCGGCUACAGCCGCGAGGAGGUGCUGGGCCGCAACUGCCGCUUCCUGCAGGGCGCCGGCACGGACCGCGGCACGGUGGACCAGAUCCGCGCCGCCAUCAAGGAGGGCUCGGAGCUCACGGUGCGCAUCCUCAACUACACCAAGGCCGGCAAGGCCUUCUGGAACAUGUUCACGCUGGCGCCCAUGCGCGACCAGGACGGCCACGCGCGCUUCUUCGUGGGAGUGCAGGUGGACGUGACUGCCCAGUCCACCUCGCCCGACAAGGCGCCGGUGUGGAACAAGACGCCGGAGGAGGAGGUGGCCAAGGCCAAGAUGGGCGCGGAGGCGGCCAGCCUCAUUAGCAGCGCGCUGCAGGGCAUGGCUGCGCCCACCACCGCCAACCCCUGGGCGGCCAUCAGCGGCGUCAUCAUGCGCCGCAAGCCGCACAAGGCCGACGACAAGGCCUACCAGGCGCUGCUGCAGCUGCAGGAGCGCGACGGCAAGAUGAAGCUGAUGCACUUCCGUCGCGUGAAGCAGCUGGGCGCGGGAGACGUGGGCCUGGUGGACCUGGUGCAGCUGCAGGGCUCGGAGCUCAAGUUCGCGAUGAAGACGCUGGACAAGUUUGAGAUGCAGGAGCGCAACAAGGUGGCGCGCGUGCUGACGGAGAGCGCCAUCCUGGCGGCGGUGGACCACCCCUUCCUGGCCACGCUGUACUGCACCAUCCAGACCGACACGCACCUGCACUUCGUCAUGGAGUACUGCGACGGCGGCGAGCUGUACGGGCUGCUGAACAGCCAGCCCAAGAAGCGGCUCAAGGAGGAGCACGUGCGCUUCUACGCCUCGGAGGUGCUCACCGCGCUGCAGUACCUGCACCUGCUGGGCUACGUCUACCGCGACCUCAAGCCCGAGAACAUCCUGCUGCACCACACCGGACACGUCCUGCUCACCGACUUCGACCUGUCGUACAGCAAGGGCUCCACCACGCCGCGCAUCGAGAAGAUCGGCGGCGCCGGCGCGGCGGGCGGCUCGGCGCCCAAGUCGCCCAAGAAGUCCUCCUCCAAGAGCGGCGGCUCCAGCUCCGGCUCGGCGCUGCAGCUGGAGAACUACCUGCUGCUGGCGGAGCCCUCCGCGCGCGCCAACAGCUUCGUGGGCACGGAGGAGUACCUGGCGCCCGAGGUCAUCAACGCCGCCGGGCACGGGCCAGCCGUGGACUGGUGGUCCCUGGGCAUCCUCAUCUUCGAGCUGCUGUACGGCACCACGCCCUUCCGCGGCGCGCGGCGCGACGAGACCUUCGAGAACAUCAUCAAGAGCCCGCUCAAGUUCCCCUCCAAGCCCGCCGUGAGCGAGGAGUGCCGCGACCUGAUCGAGAAGCUGCUGGUCAAGGACGUGGGGGCCCGCCUGGGCUCGCGGACCGGCGCCAACGAGAUCAAGAGCCACCCCUGGUUCAAGGGCAUCAACUGGGCGCUGUUGCGGCACCAGCAGCCGCCGUACGUGCCGCGCCGCGCCAGCAAGGCGGCGGGCGGCAGCAGCACCGGCGGCGCGGCGUUCGACAACUACUGAGGAGAGAGUGAGCGGCGUGGUGUGCUGGAGGUGGAGGAAAAGGAAACGCGUGGAUGCAUGCGUGGCGGGACUUAUGGAGCGAGGCGGGCGGGGCUGGUGGAAGAUGCUACUGAUGCCGCUGCUGUUAAUAAAGGCGUACUAAGCAUCUGCGAACUGCGGGCUGGAGUGGAGGAGGAGAGGGGCUGGGACGUGGCGGCCGCUGGCGACUGAGGACAGGGGCUGCGGAAGGGGAGGCAGGGCACGGGUCGCAGCGCGGAGUGUUGCGGCGCGACUGCGACUGCCUGGUGGGGCGUGCCUUUGGGUGCCGGGGGCCGGAUGGCAGGUGCGAGACCGACGGGUUGGGGAGCGGGGAAGACCCACUGCACGUGUGUGCGGUGAGCUCAUCUGGGUGGGGUGGGUGUGGGGUGGUGCGUGUGCAUUGUGUGGCGGUGCGCUAUUGAAAUGUGUAUGCUGCCUUUACAAACUGCUCCAUGACAGUUUUGAUUCGCAGGGGGCACUCCUCGCCCAACUGCUGUCGGCAAGGCCAGCUUUACGGCCCGCGGAAGGGAGUACGUGUGUGCGUCCUGUCGUCACCUUUCCGGCCAACCAAAGCCGACAGUAGAAUAGCAGCGAGGUCUGUUCGGAACGUAUCAGGAUUAACUAAAUGCUUAGGGUUGGUGUGAAGGGGUUGCCUGGCGGAAGCCCGAGCCACUGGGCGUGUUGGAGGACCACGCCCGUUGGCUGAAGUUGGAGAGCGCACCGGCGGAAGCAGGUGUUGGCACAGGUGCUCAGAAGACUGCCGAAGAUAUCCUGCGCUCCUGCAGUUUUGCAGUUUGGAGCUCGUGGCAGCGAGCGCGCGGCCAAGUUCUGGUCGGCAUGGCGUGGUGCGUAAGGCUGCAUGGGCACCAGUGCGGGUGCGCGUGACUCGCACUCACCCUUUCACGUUGCUCGGAACGAGGGCAGGGCGAGGCGGCGAUACUCAUGCUGUGGAAUGUGUGCGUGGAUUGUGUCAGUCAUUUGUGUUCGUGGUUGCGAGGAACCUGGAAGCGGCUGUGCAUGAGAAGGGCCUGAGCGCGAGGAAGGGUUUGAGGUGCUUAGCGUGAGACUGGCCGGUGCCUGGUCGGGGGCCGGUGCCUGCGCGCCGCCCCGGCUGCAGCUAAGUGGUGAUGCGGGCUGUGCGCGUGUUUGGAAGUUGUGGACCAACCUGUAUGCCUUUGAGCACCAAAUAAGGAACAUGGACGGCAGGCGACGGAAUGAGGUGUGUGGCCGGAGGGGCGCACCAGGUGGGUGAUUCGCUGGGUUUUAGGGGGGGCUGCCCGUGUGUUGUCGGUGUUGUUCUGGCUCUGAGAGAGUGACACGGCGUGGACUCGGCUUGCCGUGAGAGGAGUCCCACACUGGGGAGACGCGGCGCUGGAACUGCGAGCGCGCAAGCAGUGAAGUGUAUAGGGUAGGUCCGGGGAAGGACGCAGCUGUUAUCCGUAUCCGUGAAUGAAAUGCGAUUGUGUGCUGGCUGGGCAUGUGGGCUCGUCGGGUGGACGGCUGAGCCCUGGCAAGAUAUUGUCCGGUGUAACGCUUCCGUCGU
Molecule: messenger RNA, 3954 nt
Organism: Chlamydomonas reinhardtii
Lineage: Eukaryota; Viridiplantae; Chlorophyta; Chlorophyceae; Chlamydomonadales; Chlamydomonadaceae
Exons: 13
Coding region: 144-2393 (749 amino acids)
Biological process (GO): protein phosphorylation
Cellular component (GO): plasma membrane; nucleus; cytoplasm
Molecular function (GO): ATP binding; protein serine/threonine kinase activity
Source: RefSeq, a predicted model, not a curated record